UGGGUGCGUCCGUAAAGGCACACGAUACAUACUGCAGAGCUUCAGAGAUGAUGCGCCUUUGUGUUUUUCUUGCAAUUCUCUAUAAAAUCUGUCAGGUGCUAGCUGUUCACAAGACCUCAAGUGUAAUUCAGGAGAGUGGAAUCAAGAUAGCUAAAGUCGGGGAGAAUGUAACAAUAACAUGCAUUUGUCAAGAUGAUGCUGUAACUUUCCUUUCUUGGUACCAGCAAAGCCUGGGUGGCAAACCUGACAUCAUAUCAACUCGGAUGAAGCACAACCCAGACGCUGAUAUCUACGCCAAGUACAAAGACAGGUUUAAAGUCCUUGUAGAAGAUAAAAAAGAAUAUCUCAAAAUCACAAACCUCAGCCUGUCAGACUCAGGGACAUAUUACUGUGGGGUUUUAGUUUUUAACGCUAUUGAAUUUGGACAAGGAGUUUUCCUUCAUGUCAAAUCGCCAGCGACCAGCAUUGGAUCUGCAAUUGACCAGCCAACGUUGAAGCCGCUUCACUUGGGGGACUCUUUGAACUUGACCUGUACAGUGGAAGCUGAACCAUGUGCAGGGGAGCUGAACCUUUACUGGUUCAGGCAUGGAGCUUCUCAGUCUACAGUCAUGUAUCCCAGCGAGGGACACGUGUGUGCAGACAUCUCACAGGAAACACCUCACAGGAAAAAUUGCACUUUAAAUCUUGCAAUAAAGUCAGUGAGCUCCGCUGAUGCUGGGAUCUACUAUUGUGCUUUGGCCUCCUGUGGGGAGAUUAUUUUUGGAAAUGGAACAAAGGUUGAGAUUGCAGGUUCCCCUGUCUUGGUGUAUUUCCUGAGCGCGGCAUUAGGAGGUUCCUUUAUUGUGCUCUUUGUCUUGGCUUUCAUCAUGUACAAGCUUAGGAAAAGCCUGUGCUCUGUCUGCAAAGGAACUGUUCCUCAUCAAACCUGUACAGUCUCAGAUGCAGUGAGCCAAGAUGCAGACAGCCUCCACUAUGCAGCUCUGAGUCUGAAGAGGAGUAGUAAACAACAUCGUCAGGAAGAAAAUGUGGAUAAUAUUUGUGUGUAUUCUAGAGUAAAGAGCAGAAAAGUGUGAAUGGAUGCAAGGGUACACACUGCCAAAUGUAAAAUAAUGUGGAAAUAAAAUAUAUUUUGUAUGUACCAGCUGUAUGACUAAUAACUAUUGUGAGCUCAGCAAAAUCACAUAGCUCAGCAUUGUUAUACAUAGACAAUAAAACUGCACCCAAAUGUAGUGUAGAUAAGCAUAAAAAUCCCCCACGAUCUAUUUACGAAGGUAUUACUUCGUAAAUGCAGGUCACAGCUACAGUAAGUUCUCACUGUUUACCUUACACUUCUGUGGUCAAGGUGAUGUGAGCGACAGAGUAUAAGUUUCCACUGGUGGAAACAUAAGUCCUACGAGAGCUUAAACACAGGAAGACCGGGCUGUUGCCCCCUGGCCACAUAACCUCUCAUGUUUGCAAGCCCACUCUCACAAGACCUGC
This is a messenger RNA of Oreochromis niloticus (Nile tilapia), 1479 nucleotides long. RefSeq lists its product as uncharacterized. Gene Ontology annotation, biological process: response to bacterium. The transcript is spliced from 5 exons. The record is from RefSeq and is a predicted model, not a curated record. Bases 48 to 1073 code for a protein of 341 amino acids. Lineage: Eukaryota; Metazoa; Chordata; Actinopteri; Cichliformes; Cichlidae.